AGGCACAGAGGCUCACCUGCCUCCUGAGGAGCUCUAGCCUGUGGGAGAGACGAACACACAGGUGUGGAGAUGCUAGAACAACACGUGGAGCAUCGGCGGGGGUGUGGGGAGCAGCCCCAGGAGGACCAAGGAGCAAGGGCACCCCAGGGAUGGCCAGCCAAAGCUGGGGGGUCAGGCUGAUGGGACACCACUGAAGGGCCAGCUAGGAGGCUGUCAGGUAACCCGGAGAGGGGUGACAGUGGACGGAGUGGGGCUGGCGUCCUCACACAGUCAUGGCGACGCCAGCCACCGCUCUCAGGACUUUACGUCCGCCCUCAUUCUUUCCCACAAGUCCCACAGGGUCCUACUAUUAGUGUCUCCAUGUCAUGGGUGGUGACUCAUGUCAGGGGAGGUUAGCAGGUUGCAGAAGGGGAGCCAGGACUGGAUCCCAGGUUUGUUCCUCUUCAAACCCGUACCUUCAGCUACAGCUGUUACAUCAUACUGGCUCUUCCAGAAUCUAGGAGAAGGGAUGGGUUGAAACAGUCUGUAAGAGGUGAAUCCCAAAGGAUGACUGGUUGGAUGGAGGGUCAGGGUUGCUCUAGCUUGGGGCGCCUGGGUGACGCCGUGAAGCUGAACAGUGAAUCCUGGAAGACGGGGAUGCUUGGCAAUGAUGCAUUUGAGGGGAACGCAGGGGAUGCCCGCGGGCAACUGGGCAGGUGGGGAGAGAUGGGGUGGAGGUGCAGGCUGGGGAGCUGGGGAAACUGACACGCAGUGAGUCCGCUCAGGGAGAAGGUGCAGAGGGAGACGAGAAGGACGGGGAACAGAGAGGGCGCAGUUCCCAGGAGAGAGUGCCCAGCAGUUCUCAGGCAGCACGGGCCGGGGGAGGGGCUGGAGGCCCUCCUCUGGGAGGAGGUGGGCUAUGGAGUGGACGGCAGAGGGCAGUGGGAGGAGCAGGUGUGGACUCUCCCUGACAGGUGCAGAGGAGUGGGCGCAGCCCGCCAGAUGCUGCGGCUGCUCACGGGGAAGGGUGGUCUUUGAAAAUGGAGGUGGCAGUGCCGGACUUGAGGCAGGGUUACUGCUCAGCAGUCAGUUACGUGUGCCUGCUGUAUUUCGGAAGUUCCUGGCGGUCAUAGCAUGUGGUGGUGAGUCUCAGAGGGAGGCGUGUACAAGUGGUGAUGUCACCGCAGAAGGCUGACACCUGAGCCGGGUGUGGCUGGCCGGACCCCACAGCUGUGUGCCAGGUAGACCUGAAGGCACGGCAGGCCCAGAGACAGCGAGACUGGGGCCACCCUCAGUCACGCCUGCUCUGGGACCCCGGCUCCGCCACGGAGGAGUGUCUGCACUGAGAAGGUUCCUGGCCAGGGCCUCACUUCCCCACAGACUCUCACUCCAGUGUCCUCUGAUCCUCACCACCUGCCCCGUUUCUUCCGCCUCAUGCUCAGUACGUGUUUGUGCAAAAUGCCUAUUGUAAAUAAUAAUGCUUUUUAAAACCAAAACGACAGCCCUGAGCCCAGAGCCUCACGCAGGGUGUGUUCCACAGCUGGCCUGGCCACACCGCUGGUCCCUGCAGCACGGCCGUGACGGGGACCCUCACAAACGCGGUCCUUCUGUGAGCUCUGCCUCUGUCAGCCCCGUGAACUCCGCCUGCUCAUUAGUACAGCAGGGACGGUGGCACCACCUUGGGAGGAUCACCAGGAGGUUAGAGUCACAUGUGGGAACGGCCAGUGAGGCCUCUGGCUGCCCCCUGCUGUCUCCCCUUCACUCGCUCCCCGCGCAGGUGGGCUCCCCACUCCCACCCAGGGUCGUGCAGUGGCUCAGUAGCCGGCUGAUGGAGUCCGUGCCUCCUGCCGCAGGCCACCCUGCGGGAGCCACCCUGUUCUCAAACUAGCAUCUCACUUGAGUGCACUCGACGGCUUUGUGGUAGCGCAGGGUUACAGGCCUAACAAGGAAAAAAAGACUUCCCUAGGUGCAGAAGGGGAAGAGCCUCUCCUCCCCGGGCUGGGAGCAGCUACUCUCCAACACUUGUCAGUUCCUUGUCUUUUUGAGACGGACGUAAACGUUUGUAAAGGCUGCGCAAGCCUUUUGCCAGUCGCAAACCCAGGACUGCUUUCUCUCCAAGACUUGGGAGCCAUCCCUUUGAAACAUCAGCCUCCAUCUCCCCUGUGGAUGAAGACAGUAGCGAACCCCGUGGCCGCGCCCACUGCCAGGUGGACUGAGGGUGCGCGCCGACCAGGUGCUGUCGCGGCCCCUCGCGGAGAGCGGGGACGCGGGGGUCGCACGCCUGGUCCACGAGGGGUGGGCUUCCCGGGGCCUUCAGUCCUGUGCGGGGCGCGCGCCCUGGUCUAAAGCAGGCCUACCCACCACCGACACCGGUUCCCUCCUCUUCCACUCCUGGCGACCUUUCCUUUGUCCUUCCCCCAGGGGACCCGCCGGGCUGCAGGGGGGCUGGGGGCGUUCAGACAGCCUGAGCCGCGGGAACGCGGACGAGCCCCGCCCCCGCCCGCCGCACACGUGACCGCCCGCCCCGCCCCUCGCGUCCGCACGCCCCGCCCCGCGUGGAGCGGAGCAUCCCUGCUGCAGCAUCCCGGGGCCGAGCAUCCCCAGCCCGCGCUCGGCGGCGGCGGCGGCGGCGGCGAUGAUGAGGGUCUGGAGCUCAGAGCACGUGUUCAGCCACCCGUGGGACACGGUCAUCAAGGCUGCCAUGAGGAAGUACCCGAAUCCGAUGAACCCCUGUGUGGUGGGCGUGGACGUGCUGGAGCGCAGUGUGGACGCCCAGGGCCGGCUUCACAGCCUCCGCCUCCUCAGCACCGAGUGGGGGCUGCCCGGCCUCGUGAGAGCGGUUUUGGGGACCGGCAGGACCAUGACGUACGUCCAGGAGCGCUCUGUCGUGGACCCAGCAGAGAAGAGGAUGGAGCUGUGUUCCACCAAUGUAAGCGCCGGCCCCGGAGACGCGCGUGGGCUCUGAGCGCGCCUCCGGCCCCGCUGUCUCAGGGGCCUUUCAUGUUUCACGGGGAGGCGGGCCUUCCUUGCGUUUUCAGUCCCACGUAGUAAAUGUGUAGAAGACGCACACGAGGACGUGAACGCGGCUCCCAGCAGCCGCUGGAAAAAGGCCCCGCCCUUCCCUCCUCUCUCGUCUCCCAGUUAAAAGGUGUAUGUUGGCCGAAUGCAAAUUCAGAGACCGCGUGCUGGGAGCACGUGCGCUCCUGGUCUCCACCUGCACCGAGUCCGGAAGCCCCGCAGGCGCUUCCGCUUCUCCAUUCCCGGCACGUGAGGCGCGC
Molecule: messenger RNA, 3257 nt
Organism: Vicugna pacos (alpaca)
Lineage: Eukaryota; Metazoa; Chordata; Mammalia; Artiodactyla; Camelidae
Source: RefSeq, a predicted model, not a curated record